Molecule: messenger RNA, 1002 nt
Organism: Sinocyclocheilus rhinocerous
Lineage: Eukaryota; Metazoa; Chordata; Actinopteri; Cypriniformes; Cyprinidae
Gene: lgals8b
Product: galectin 8b
Exons: 9
Coding region: 44-964 (306 amino acids)
Cellular component (GO): cytoplasm
Molecular function (GO): carbohydrate binding
Source: RefSeq, a predicted model, not a curated record
CCUUUAAGUAUGUUACUGUUAAUUGCUAAAUACAGGAAUUUUAAUGUCAGUGGCAAAUGCAAAACGGACGAUUCUCAAUCCGACAAUCCCCUUCACUGAGAUUAUACCGGGUGGUCUUCACCCAGGAGAGAUGAUUGUUAUACAGGGAUGUGUUCAUAAUGAUGCGGACAGGUUUCAGUUCGAUUUGACAUGUGGCUGCAGCACAAAGCCACGGGCGGACGUUGCCUUUCACUUCAAUCCCCGCUUCAGCAGCUCUCCACAGAUCGUGUGCAACUCAUUACAACAUGAAAACUGGGGAAGAGAGGAAAAUAUUGACCUUAUGCCUUUUAAACAAGGAGCAACUUUUGAGACCAUAAUCUUGGUUCUUUGUGAUGUUUUCAAAGUAGCAGUUAAUGGUGUUCACAUUUUGGAGUUCAAACACAGAAUUCCUCUUGAGAUGGUCAACACAUUUUCAGUCUCUGGAAAAGUAGAACUGCAUGCCAUUGGCUUUAUCCCUGACUCAGCAGUAUUUUCAAAAUCUGGUGACCUAAGCAUACCCUACAAGGGCAGUUUACUUAGAGGACUCAUUCCAGGGCAGCAUAUUACAAUCAAAGGGCACAUCAGCUUAUUUCCUCACAGUUUCACUGUUAACCUGAGGUGUAGCCAAUCAAGCAACAUUGCCCUGCACCUGAACUCGCACAUCAAAUCUGGCAUGCUUAUCAGGAACUCUCUUCUCUGCCAAUCAUGGGGCCCAGAAGAACGUGAACUGCAAUACUUUCCUUUUUCAGCUGGAAACUACUUUGAGAUGAUCAUCCUAUGUCAGCUUCCUCAGUUUAGGAUAGGAGUAAACGGAUCCCACCUGCUGGAUUAUAGGCACAGAGUGCAGGACUUGAGCUCCAUUGAUCAGCUGGAAAUUCUGGGUGACGUGGAACUGCAAAAUGUUCAGUUGUGGAACCAGAAACCUAUAGUAAUCAGAAGAACUUGACUGACAUCAACAAGCGAAACAGCAGGAAGGUCUCCUUA